This is a messenger RNA of Pseudoliparis swirei, 2556 nucleotides long. It is a transcript of the gene dcph1, whose product is annotated as acidic residue methyltransferase 1. Gene Ontology annotation, molecular function: phosphatase activity. The transcript has 5 exons. The record is from RefSeq and is a predicted model, not a curated record. Gene Ontology annotation, biological process: DNA damage response. The coding region runs from base 383 to 1747 and encodes 454 amino acids. Lineage: Eukaryota; Metazoa; Chordata; Actinopteri; Perciformes; Liparidae. Gene Ontology annotation, cellular component: nucleus; cytoplasm.
UUUAAGUCUGUAACGCUGACGGCUCACUCGUGCUAAAGGUAGUGCGUUACCCUCAACGAAACAAAGUGCGACGUGUCAGUAUAUUGGCGGCCUUAACACGCAUGGGACACACAACUUGCCAACUUUGCAGUUUAAGCACUGACCGCUAGAUGGCAGCACUGUCUACUGUAUAAAACCCAGGAGUACAAGGAAACCGGAAAUACAUUAACGUCUGAAACUCUUGUUACCAGAGAGGAAUCUAUACGCGUUAUACAAUCUGCUUCGCUGUAUAAAGUCCACAGUCACACGUCGUGGUUGAGCCUGAAGCAGACCCCGAAACGUUGUUCCUGUCCAGGACAUUUGAACGAUAAAGUUUAAAUUUGAACCGGGUUUUGCUGCUACGAUGAUGGCGGCUGAUCGGACGGUGCCCGCAGUGCCCCCUUCACUGUCUGCUAAAGUGGUUGGGUCAUUUGCCUAUUUGACGGUGAGAGAUAGACUGCCCACCAUCCUGACUAAAGUUAUCGAUACAAUACAUCGCAACAAAAACAAGUUUUUUGAGGAAUAUGGGGAGGAAGGUAUCCGGGCAGAGAAACAAACGAUAGCUCUGCUGUCUAAGAUGAGAAAUGAGCUGCUAACGGAUAAGCCGGUUCUUGAACUAGCAGACGAACUGCAAGACACUCAGAGCUGGAAUCUGUACCUGCAGAGACAACAGGACCUGCAAGGAGACCAGGAUUCCGUCAGCUGGUUCAAGUCUCCAUGGCUCUAUGUGGAGUGCUACAUGUAUCGCAGAGUACAGGAGGCCCUCUGGCUCAAUCCUCCCAUCAGUGACUAUGACAUCUUUAAUGAGGGAAAGACUCAGAGCUUUUUUGAGUCUCAGCAGGCUAUGAUGACCUUAUGUACAUACUCGGAGGGCGUCAACAAGAAUAUUGAGGAACUCUCCAGGAAUCAGCUGCUUGAACAUUUUAACAAACUGCUACAGGUUUCUCUAUGGGGGAACAAGUGUGAUCUGUCAAUCUCUGCUGGCCAAGACAACUCACAAAAGACCAGUCCAAUAGAUUCCCUGAACAGCCUGCAACCCUUCAUCUUGGUGAAUGACUCCAACAUGGUUUGGGCUGCUCUUAUUGCAGCUCAGAGGCCAGGACAAACCGAGAAAACCACCGCAGUCAGAGUGGACAUCGUUCUAGACAAUUCUGGCUUUGAGUUGUUCACUGAUUUGGUCUUGGCAGAUUUCCUGGUUUCCUCCCGCCUUGCACGUGAGGUCCAUUUCCAUGGCAAAUGCUUCCCAUGGUUCGUCUCUGAUGUCACAGCUAACGAUUUUCAGUGGACCAUCCAGCAGACCGUGGCGGCCAAUCACAAGUGGAUGUCAAAGAGUGGUGUCCAGUGGAAGAGCCACCUGAAGGAGGGCGUGUGGUCCUAUCAUGAUCAUCCUUUCUGGACACAGCCCCAUGAGUUUUGUGACAUGGAAGCGGAUGCACCUGAUCUGUACGCGACCCUGCAGGGGGCAGACCUGGUGCUGUUUAAAGGAGAUCUCAACUACAGAAAGCUGACGGGGGACAGGGAGUGGGCUCACACAGUGGGCUUCAAUACUGCACUACGAGGUUUUGCGCCCGCACCACUGUGCAGCCUGAGGACUCUGAAGGCCAACGUUCAGGUCGGCCUGCAGCCGGGCCAAGGGGAAACGCUCAGCUCCCAAGAUCCUGAUUGGAUGACCAGCGGCAAAUACGCUGUCAUUCAGUUCUCCAGCUCCGAGUCAGAUCGGAAAGACUGACCUCAGAAUCUCACUGGGAAGACGUGGAGUCAUAAGAACAUUACAGUAAGAAAUACCAUAAGAAGGCGUUCCCUGUUAAGCCAUAAGACCAUGUCUUUGAUCCUCGUUGUCAGUUGGCACUGCAUCAUGAAAUGUACAGUAACAGACAUAUUUGAGUUAUUUUCACAAUCUAUUUGCACCGUGUCAUACUUAAAAUGUUAGCACUUUAGAUCUUACUGUUUCCCCAGGAUUUAAACAAUUGUUUACGGUGACAAAGUUAUCCUCUGAGGGAAAUGGCUAAUAUGAUGAUGAUUUUAUAUCAAAUAGCUCAUGUGUUGUGCAUAAUGUUUACAAGUUAUGUAGAUGCUAUUAACAAUUUUUGAGUUGGAAUUGGGCUUUACUAAUCUCUGUCCUAGAGCAGAAAUAUUUUUCUUUUUGCAUGCAGUUGAGGAGAGUAAUGAUUAACGCAAUAUAGCUUUUUGUUUAACUGCUCAGGUUGUUUUCUUCUUGCAUUCGGUGUCAUUGAUAUAUAUAUAUGUGUAUCAAAACAUGCUCACUGCCAUUUACAUUCUGCUAAAGUGGAUCAUAACAUUGUUUGAUAACCUUUUUGCUCAGUUAGAAAGAUGGUGGACUGUUAUUGGGGCGGUGUAACGGUGACGAUGUGCGCUUGUUUUGUUUAACAUGGCAACCCAGACCUUCACAGAUGAUGUGAAGUCAUCUAAAUGUUCCACGUCAGUUCCUCCAGGUGAUGUUAAAUGGAUUCUUCUGCUGGGUGAAAUAAUAUAAUAUCCAUUAAUGGGUUUGAUUUAAUAAAGAAUUGCAGAACUGUU